AUGCAAAAGGCAAAUACUCCUGAAGAACCGUUCCAACAAGACACUUCAAUGACAAUGAAUGCGGAUGAAAGGGAAGCAGAAGAACAGAUUGUAGCUGAAAAACUGAUUAAUGAAGAAUAUAAGAUUUGGAAAAAAAAUUCUCCAUUUUUAUAUGAUUUAAUUGUAACUCAUGCUUUGGAAUGGCCUACAUUGACAAUACAAUGGUUCCCAGAUAAAGAAACUGUUCCUGGGAAAAAUUACUCUGUUCAUCGUUUAUUAAUAGGAACUCAUACUUCUGGAAAUGACCAAAACUAUUUAAAAUUUGCAGAAGUGUAUCUUCCUCUUUCUGCCACUGAUAUAGAUAUUCGAAAAUAUGAUGAAGAGAAGGAAGAAAUAGGAGGGUAUGAAGGAACAGAUGCAAAAAUUAAUAUAGUACAAAAGAUUGAUCAUGAUGGGGAAGUAAAUCGUGCUAGAUAUCAGCCUCAAAAUCCCAAUAUCAUUGCUACAAUGACAGUGAGUGGUGACGUUUAUAUCUUUGAUAGAACAAAACACUCAUCCAACCCCAUGGGAACAUGUAAUCCUCAAAUUAAACUUAAAGGACAUACAAAAGAAGGAUAUGGUCUUUCUUGGAAUCCCCAUAAACUUGGGUAUUUAGUAACAGGGACAGAAGAUAUGACAAUUUGUUUAUGGGAUAUCACUACUUAUUCUAAAGGAUCUAAUAUUUUAUCACCUAUCCAUACAUAUACGACGCACACAGCUGUAGUUACAGACGUUACUUUUCACCCACUUCAUGAUUCUCUGUUUGGCUCUGUAUCUGACGAUUUGUAUCUUCAAAUUCAUGAUAUUCGAUCGCCAAAUACAACAUCUGCUGCACACAAAGUUAAUGCUCACUCUGAAGCAAUUAAUUCCUUAGCUUUUAACCCAGCAUGUGAAUAUGUCUUAUCAACCGCAUCAGCAGACAAAACAGUUGCUCUGUGGGAUCUUCGAAAUUUAAAGCUCAAAUUACAUUCUUUUGAAGGACAUGAUGAUGAAGUAACAUCUCUUGCGUGGUCACCGCACGAAGAAACUAUUUUAGCAAGCUCAAGCAUUGAUCGGCGUAUAAUUCUAUGGGAUCUUAGCAAAAUUGGGGAAGAACAAUCUCCAGAAGAUGCUGAAGACGGUCCUCCAGAACUUUUGUUUAUGCACGGAGGUCACACAAAUCGUGUCAGUGAUCUUAACUGGAACUUAAACGAUCCAUGGGUUUUAGCCAGUUCUGCAGAAGAUAACAUUGUUAUGGUUUGGCAGCCCGCAAAUAAUAUUUAUAAAAAAGACGAUAUUGAUGUUCAAGUAAGUGAUCUGGAGUAAUUAACGGCUUUUUUUA
Molecule: messenger RNA, 1339 nt
Organism: Pneumocystis jirovecii RU7
Lineage: Eukaryota; Fungi; Ascomycota; Pneumocystomycetes; Pneumocystales; Pneumocystaceae
Exons: 9
Coding region: 1-1323 (440 amino acids)
Biological process (GO): regulation of gene expression
Cellular component (GO): cytoplasm; Rpd3L complex; Rpd3L-Expanded complex
Molecular function (GO): histone binding
Source: RefSeq, a predicted model, not a curated record